Molecule: messenger RNA, 984 nt
Organism: Alternaria postmessia
Lineage: Eukaryota; Fungi; Ascomycota; Dothideomycetes; Pleosporales; Pleosporaceae
Exons: 3
Coding region: 1-984 (327 amino acids)
Source: RefSeq, a predicted model, not a curated record
AUGGGCUUCUUUAUAUCACGAUCAUGGCGCCUGCCGAAAAUUAUCUACUUCCUCAUGGUGUUUGAACUGCCAUUCACCGUGGCCAACCUUGCGCUCUUCGGCAUCGCAUCGCCAAAUCUAUACCGCACAAUCUUGUGGAGAGUAGGAGGCGAGUUGGGCUUCAACUCGAAACCAAGUACAGUCCUAUAUGCGGCUGCGAAUUAUCGACCUGUGGAUACACCUUUAGUAUGGAGUAGCUUUAACACCCAAUACCACCUCGUAAUCGGCGUAGUAUGCAUGUUCUUCUGGCUUGUCAAGGUGACCUUAUGGCUCCUUAAGGUCUUCUUCCCGAUCCUAUCGCUCCUCCUCCACAUCGCUCUCAUGACCCUAUGGGCCUACGGCAUUCACAUCCAAACCGCGCCCGACACAAUCGACCCCAAGCACACAAACAACGGAGCGCCCUGGUACAUAACCAAGAGCUGUAACAUCGUGGACGACAAGCACAUCAAGAGUUACUGCAUGCAAGCAAAGAGCAGUUUCGCCGUCAGCAUCAUCAUGCUUGCCAUCUACGCUGUCUUCGUCGUCCUCUCAGUCUAUUCCCUUAUCCCGACCACCGCCCAAAAACAAGCACACGCGGCCAGGAAAGCGGAAAAGAAAGCGGAGAAGGAGAAGUGGGCUUCCUCACCUUACGACAACGAGAUGACCGCCGAGGAACAAUGGCAGCACAUGUGGGAACUUCAACAACUACCUCGUACACCCGGUACUAUUGGUGGCAUGAAGUCACCCAUGACGCCACGGACACAAGCAUUCAACAAUCUUGGUGGUGAGGAGGCUGGGCAUGGAGGCUAUUACAGCAACGUGCCAACAGGAGGUAAUGCGUGGUACGGACCACCGCAGACGCACGAAGGGACUAUAACGGUCAGUCCAGUAAUGGAGCAAGACGAAUACUACUCCUCGCACGAAGGCAAGGGGAAAGCACCGGGCUGGGGCGGUAAUGCGUACUAA